UUAUAGCCAUAUUGCUACUUCUUCUAUUGAGGUAAUAAUCUGGGGACUGACAAUGAAUCACUGAGUUAGUAAAGUGGUAUUUUAUUGAUAUUUUGGUGUCUUGAAGUUCGAAGAGCUCUGAAGAACGCGUUGGUCCUGUAAUUUCAUUUUCAAUUUGCAGAUGCAUGCAGACUGAGGGAUGACCUUGAAGUGUUCCCUUUGACCACUGUGUUGUAGAUGGUUCUCUUCAGUCCUCUGCGGUCACCUGCAUGUGAGGUGUAACGCCUGAAGCAGAAACUUAGCAAGGACAAUGGAAAGUACUCCGGUCAAGAUGGAUUUUAGCAACGAUGGUCACUUUCCUCUUGCGCUGCGACGGACGCAUCGGGCGAAUGCAGGAGCCAAGAGGAAGCAAGCGGAGGAAGAGUCAGUUAAAGCAAAAGAUAAAGAAAAAGAGAUGAAAAAGAAGAAGAAGAAGAAGCUUCCUGCAUCACCGAAUGUUGCAGCAAACUCUCCACAGUCUGUAACAAAGAUGGCAGCAGACUUUAUCCGGUCAUCAAAGACAAAGGUUCCUGUUCCAAAGAGCAUCAAAAAUUGGCAUCCACACAAUGACUUCUACUGCUGGGUGUGCCACAAUCAGAGGCGCGACGGUAAUUUCUUGUACUGUAACGUCUGUCCGAGGGUCUACCACGACACCUGUGCCAAGCUCCCCUGCCCCCAACCGGACUGGGUGUGUCUGGAAUGUGAGAAAAUCACAGAUGCAGAAUGUACGGAAACACAGUCCAAUGCCAUGGCUUUGCUCUCUGUCGAUAAAUUGGCAAAGGUUCUACGUACAUCUAUAGAAAAGAUGAAACGAUACACAAAUUCACUGCUGUUCACUCCUAUUGAUGACUUGAGGGAGUUUCGAGACUACAGACAGUUUGUAUAUCAUCCCAUGGAUCUGUCUGUCAUGGAAAAGAAUGUCCAGAGUAGAUCUUACGGCUCAACAGAGGCCUUCCUAGCAGAUGCCAAAUGGAUUGUCCACAAUGCCUUCGUCUAUUUUGGAAGUGGGAAUAGGUAUAGCAAUGCUGCUAAAGCUCUACUAAAGGCUUGUGAAACAGAGAUGGCUGAGGUUGAGCUAUGUCCAGACUGUUACCUGGGUGCUGUCUAUAAGCGACCUCAAUGGUUUUCAGAAGUCUGCACCAAACCUCAUCCUCUAGUGUGGGCUAAGCUUCACGGUUUCCCUUUCUGGCCUGCUAAAGCAAUGAAGGAAGAAGAUGGUCUUCUUGAGGCUCGAUUCUUUGGACAGCACGACAGAGCCAUGAUACCCGUUCACAACUGCUUCCAAUACUCCACCAAGAUCCCUUUCCCAGCCUCCAAGAAAAGACUGACGGGGCUCAACUCCUCCAUCAAGGAGGCAGAGCUCCACAUAAAAAAACUGGAAGAGAAGCGGGGAACCCCCUACAAGUACGCCCCUCACCUGACCCCGUAUGACCCCAACAAGCGCUACACCACCAGCUCUCUGGCAGUCAUGCCUGACGGGAAGGUCAAGAGCCUCACGGAUGCAGGAAGGAAUGCUCAAAUGAGGGGGAAGAUCGUCGUCAUCGAGAACAGGGAGGAGGAGUCUAAGAAGAAGGAAGAUAUGAAUGGUGGGGGAGAUGACAACAUGGAUGAUUCAGUCGCUUCAAGUAUUGAGAAUGAUAAGGCAGCUGGGAAAGGGGACACAACAGCAGAGAUGAAGACGGACCCCAAGGUCUCGAGUGAGGAUGACAGUGAGGUAGAUGUAACAGGAGAUACAUUACUCUCUCCUGAGAAGCUCGACCACAGCUAUGCAUGUAGGGAUGCUCAGGAAAAUGUGAAGCAAGAAGUAGAGAAUGACAUACAAGACAAACCGUGUGAGGAUUCUAAAGAAAAUGUGAGUCAUUCACAGGAGAAGGGAAAAGAUGACCAAACUGAUGCACCAGACAAGAAAUGCAGUGACCAUGAGGACAAGGAAUCAUCCAUUCGUAGGAAAAGAAAAUUGUCUGAGUCACAUUCACAACAGCCUGAGAAGGUGCCAAGGAUGUCUUCAGUCAAGGAGGAUAGCCAGGAAACUGACGAGCCAGAUGAUGUAGAUUCUGAUAAGCUACAAGCUUCGAGUCCUGUAGAUACCCUGAGAGGGGUAGAUACAUGUAGCAAAGGGUCGCAUGAGUCACCAUCUGCAGCAUCAAAUACAUCAUUCGAUUCUCCAAGCUCAAAGACACCUGUCGACAAAAACAAGGACGGCUUUAGUAUCCUUCCCAGCCGCCUUCCUAGCCUUGAUGAUCUGGAGGCCAAUGUGAAUUCAUCUGAAUCAAGCUCAAGCAUCGCUGAAAAUGAUGCGAAGUCUAAUCAAUCGACACCCAGAAAGGAUACCUUUCUCUUGGACCUUGGCAAGACCAUUGACACUUGUAAGGCAUCCCUGGGUAUUGAGGAGGAGAUGGAGGACGAGAAUGCAGAUGAUGAGGAUGGAAUGGAAGAUGCUGAUACGACAGGUGAUGAAUCGAUGGAGAGUGAGGUUGAUGAAUAUGAAGAUGCAGAGAAAGAAGACACACAAGUUACAAACACCUCCAAUGACACUGGUGCCAUGGAUGAUGGGACUGAGGAUAAAGAGCAUGCAGGAGAAAAUUCGAUGGAAAACAAGGAAAAUGGAAGGGUAAAGGAAUCUAAAGACCUAGUUAAGCAGGUAAUUGAAGGAGAUGAUGACUUCGAAAAUAUGGAAAAUAAUGAGAUGGCUAAAUCCAAAAUAUUGGAACAAAAUGCACGCACUGAAGAAGAGAAGAAAAAUGAGGAAGAGACAGUCAACGAUAAAAAGAUAGAUGAAGACUUGGCAGAGAAAGGGUUAGAUGCCUCUGCAUCCAUCACCAAGACAUCUGAGAUUGGAGGUGAAUCCACAACGAAAGAACCAUCUGGGUUAGAAAUAAAGAAUGAGCCCCAAUCAGUUGGACCAAGCAAGUUGAAAGACGCACCAUUUGAGACAGGUCCAGCUCAGGGCAGGGAAGGUCAAAAUGAUGACGAUGAUGAUGAUGAUGAUGAUGAUGAUGAUGUUGAUGGAGGUGACGAGGACUUUGAUGAUGAUGAUUCAUCUGAUGGAGCGUUGCUCAUUGAUGAAGGAGAGGACUCUGGGAUUCCAAACAAAAAACAAGAUGGGACACCUACCAAAGUGAAGUCGGCAGAUCAGGAAACCAAGACUGGUGGGGAUUCAGAAGCUUCUCCUGCAGAUACUGUCAACAAGAAGGAAACGAUUCCUAAAGAAGCGCACCCUGAGCUCAUACAGGACACUGUCCCUGGUAAAUCAGCAGGGGCUGAAGCAAAGAAGGAAGAAGCAAAGGGCAAGGAAAGCAGUGACAAGGAUGCCAGGAAGCUAUCGGGAGCGGAAGGCAAUAAAGUAGCAAACUUGUCCGAGACAGCCAAACAGUUGUUGCUGGGAACUCCAAAGCCAGUGAUAGUAGACCCAGACUACAAAAAGUUAAUUGCCAAGGUCGUUGACGAUGCCAUAAAGUCCUUCAAAGAGCUUGAUUUGAGUCUUGCAGAUGCCAGCGAAGACCUCAAGAAAAUUGUACUCGAUCUUAAAAGGGAGGUCAUUUCACUCAAGGCUAAGCAGGAGCUCCAAGAGAACGAGUUGCUGCACUGCAACAAGCUUGCUGCAGCGGAGAUCCGCCAAGUGAUGGAAUACAGUCGAGACUGCAAGCUGAACAAAGUCAAGAGAAGGUUCGACAAGCAGAGACGAGAUGCCAUCUUUGCCACCAAAGGAAAACAAUGGUGUGUUAGCUGCUCCCAAGAGGCAAACUAUUUCUGUUGCUGGAACACAAGCUACUGUAGCUACGAUUGUCAGGAACGGCACUGGAGUAGGCAUGAGAGAAAAUGCCAGCAGAAAUCUGGGAACUUCCCCUUCGUUCAUCCUGGCUCGGGCUUUGAUCCUUACCGCAAGAAGAAGAAGAAAAAGAAGAAGAAGAGAGAGGAAGAGCAAGCCUGGCUGCGAGAGUAUGGUUUUGACGAGGAAAGCGACGAUGGAGACCCAACUUGGGAACCAACCCCAGAGGAACUUCCUACCAUGGUUCAUCCAAAGAAAGGUUAUACACCGCUUCCUGGAAGCUCAUCUAAUAAUAACCCCAAGGUCUUGAACCAGCAGUGGUCUGCUAGCCAACACAAGCCCAAUCGCACCUUGACCCAGCCCUCAGGAAGUCUUACAGCUCGUCCAAAAUUCAACUACUCUGCGGCGUGGAUGCCCAAAGGAAUCAAUCAACAGCUGGUUAAUACUGCACCCAAGAUGAACACACAGACUUCCUCCAAAAUGGUGUACAUUCCAAGACCACCAGUACAACAGAAUAAUAUGCCUGUCAUGAGUCAGAAUCUACCUGGAGGACAAUCGGUGAUCAUCAACCAGGGUCAGAAGCCUCUGAGGUUUGUGACGUGUCCCAAGAAUGAGAUGGCCACGCCAGCCAAUGUGGUUUAUGUGGGAGCUAACCAGCCAGGGAUAAAGGGGCGGGUACCUACCAACCUGACCAUGCAGGCUCCUACCGGUGGCACCGGUGGGAUACAGAAUCAGGGCUCUCCUACCAUGUUACAGAUGGGACCAAACAAGAUCGGUAUGUCCUCAUUGGUCCAGGCGAUUGGACAGCAGCCCCUACAGCAGGGUGGCAAGUUCGUCAUUCAGCUGACACCUGCACAGCAGGGAGGCAACAUGGUCAAGGUUACGCAGAUAACACAACCUAAUCAGACCGCCGGCAAUGUGCCAGUCAUGAUUGGCAGUUUACCCUCUCAGGGUCAACUUACCCCUGCUACGAUCCCGACCGGCAAUCUGGUACAGAACCUUCAACCUGUCGGUAAGAAGCAGAUCAUGAUUCCAAGACUGGCACCUGGUUCAGCACCAAGCCCGAAGCAGAUAGUUAUGAGUUUGCCCGAUUUUACAAAUACUGCUGUAAGCUCUAUUAGCGUUCCUCGUGUUGCCCCUGUAGUUGUUUCAAAAACCGGUGUAGGCGGUGUUGGAGGAAAUAUUGCUCCUGGGGUUCAUAUACAAGUGGCUUCUAAUGCAACUCCAAAGGGCACAACGUAACUGGAGAAGCAAUUUUGAUUACUAAGUAUCUUUCCAAAGCCGUAAAUUGGCAAUAAUCAAGUUCAAACGUCAUGAAUAAUAAUAAUACUAAUAAUUAAUUCAUAACUAUGACUAAGAAAGUGCUUUUCAAAGAUUAUUACGUAAAAAUACCUUAGGAGCGCACACAUGGGUCUGAAGAAGCUUGCUGGUGUACAGCAAAAAAAUGCUUCUUUAAACAAACUUCUUUGUUGACAGGUUGUAAUGAAAUGUUUUCUGUACCUGUGAAAGUAGUGUAAUGCUUAAGGUUUCAACCCUAGUCCGUCAUUUUUUGUGUUAAAAUGUGGUGUGAACAUAUUUUUGGGGGUGCAAUUAUGUUAAUUAAAUGUUAGUCAACAACACUCAUGUUUUUGUCACAAAAUGGCAACAAACAUCCUACAGUGCCCAUGCUGUUGUGUGUAUAAGUUGAUGUUGAGUGUUUAUGGUACAAUUUUACGUGAGAAGCUAUUCUCAUCGGUUCACUAUGUAUGAAAUGUGAGUGGUUGUGUAUUUGAGCUUUGGGAACUAUUGAAAUCAUAUUAAAAAGAUUAAGUCUUAAUGAAUACAUGUAGCUAAGCCCUCAGAUAUUGGCAUACAGGACUAUGCCUACCCAAACAUACGAUCAGUAAUACUGUUGCGCUUGAUACAAGCAUGCACAGGGGAUAAAUCAUUUCUACUGACUUAUAUAUGACACAUGCAAACAUUUAAAAAAAGAUUAAAGAAGGAGGUGCAAUGGCUCAGUGGUAGAGCAUUGGUCUUGUAACCGGGAGGUCCAGGUUUGAAACCAAGUCAAUAGGCUCGUGCCAUUUAGUUAGGCAUUAAUCCUCAUUACCAUGUCCCUCGGAGAGGACUUGAAGCCAUCUUUCCCCUGGUUGCCUACUUACAAAGCAUACACAUGCUUUCUUAGCGGUCAUGUCAAACAAUUAUCAAACAUUUUACAUGUACAAUGUUACUAGACUUCUACCACAGGGUAAUGAUUUUAAAAAAGAUGAGGUAACUGACAAAUCAUUUUGUAGCUGUGUAGAUGGAAUUUUGUCCUGUUAUUAUUUUGUGUGUGAUGCUGCCCUCACUGUUCCAACUUAUGCAUGGCUUUCCUUGUGCAUACGUUUCUUUUCACAAUAACUCUCUGAGUAGAUGCAUUUCAUGUUUGGUAUAGAAGUGUAUCAUUGCAAAAUGGAGAUGCCUAUCUUUGGUUUUGGUGUUGCUGCCCCCAGUGUCAUAAAUCAUAUAGGUUAAAAAGUGUGUUUUGCACUUCCACAUUUAUUUUUCAAAGAUGAUUUCUUUACAGCACUACGUUUUCAAUCAAUCUGCUGAAGCUUCUCACAAUAUUAACCAUCAAUUGAUUACAUUUUUCAAGAGGUUCAUGUCAUAGUUUAUAGUAUUCAAAAUCAGUUUGAGUGGCAUGUAAAUUUUUUUUUUUUCUUU
Molecule: messenger RNA, 6469 nt
Organism: Strongylocentrotus purpuratus (purple sea urchin)
Lineage: Eukaryota; Metazoa; Echinodermata; Echinoidea; Camarodonta; Strongylocentrotidae
Gene: zmynd8
Product: protein kinase C-binding protein 1
Exons: 18
Coding region: 290-5029 (1579 amino acids)
Biological process (GO): regulation of DNA-templated transcription
Molecular function (GO): protein binding
Source: RefSeq, a predicted model, not a curated record